CGGCGGCAGCUCCCGGAGAAACACGUCUGGGACCCUCACUCUUAGACUCCACACUGAAAGCAGGGUGCGACCUGCCUUCGAGUUCCUUAAAUACAACUAAGGAAUUCAGGCAACAUGUUCUACACUCAUGUGCUUAUGAGUAAACGGGGGCCAUUGGCCAAGAUAUGGCUUGCUGCUCACUGGGAGAAGAAACUCACAAAGGCCCAUGUAUUUGAGUGUAAUCUAGAAAUAACCAUUCAAAAAAUUAUUUCACCUAAGGUGAAAAUUGCACUCCGAACUUCAGGACACCUUCUUUUGGGGGUUGUUCGAAUCUACAACAGGAAGGCAAGAUACCUUUUGGCAGAUUGCAGUGAAGCAUUUCUUAAGAUGAAGAUGACAUUUCGCCCAGGACUGGUUGACCUCCCCAAAGAGAAUUUUGAAGCAGCUUAUAACACUAUCACAUUACCAGAAGAAUUUCAUGAUUUUGACAUCUACAAUAUAAAUGAUAUUGAUAUUUCGGAGCCCCUUGCUCAGAACCAAAGUAGACCAGAGGAAAUCACACUUAGAGAGGAAUAUAGCAAUGAUCUACUUUUCCAAGCUGGGAGCUUUGGGGAUGAACCUGAGCUCCUCAGAAGACAUAGCUUCUUUGAUGACAACGUAGUAAUGAACUCCAGUGGUCUUGUAGUUGAACAUAGUUCUGGAAGCAUUGCUGAGGAAAAGUCUUUGUUCUUUGACAAUGGAGAUGGAUUUGGAGAUGAAGGAGCUGCAGGAGAAAUGAUUGACAAUCUGUUGCAAGAUGAGAGUACCUUUUUAGAAGAAGCAUAUUUGAACAAAGAAGUUUCUCUGCCUCCUGAGCUUCCCAGUAGCAUAAUGGUAGAACCAGGUAAUUCAGAUGACCAAUGUAUACCUGAAGAUGAAGAAAUAAAUGAAAUAACCUUAGUAUCAAAUGAAGAGGAAGGAUUUACUCUGGACCCAAUUGAUGGUUUAGAUAUCGCUGAUAGACGGAGAAGGAAAAAGAGGAGAUUGCUCGUAGAUCCAGUCAAGGAGAUAAGCAGCAAGGCUAUGCAUAGGCAGCUUACUUCCUUUAUGGACACUCUCAUGGUUCUGGACCUCGCACCCCCAACACAGAGAUUGAUGAUGUGGAAGAAGCGGGGAGGAGUGGAUAUGCUUCUGUCAACUGCUACCCAGGAUUUGAUUAAUGAUGAAUUGAAAAUGUUAUUUACAAAAUGCUUCCUGUUCUCUGACUAUAAACUUGCAAAAUUGACACAGAAGGAGUCAGUAAGGAGAGAAGCGGAAAGCCAGCACAUUGUAGAACCCUCAGUGAUGGAAGAGCCAAAUUCCCACAGUGAGUUAGGUCAACCCCAAGACUGGAAGGAUGUGACUGAUGAAUCUGUGGGUAGCUUUCAGGAGAACAUCAACGUGAAUAUUAACUCAGAGCAGGAUAUUCUUGGAAUUAUUUCUCCAGCUGUUGAGGGAUUAUCUUCAAUGAAUGCCUCCUUGGCCCAAGAAAAUUAUCCAGCAGAAUUGGAGUCAUCAGGCAGCAAACAAAAUACUGAGGCAGAAAAAUGGAAUCAAAGAUUAUUUCAAACAUUAAAUGUGUUACAGGAAUUCAACAAAAUGGGAAUGCAGUCCUUUAGUCUGAAAAAGCUAUGCAGAAAUAGUGACCGAAAACAGGCAGCUGCCAAAUUUUAUACUCUUCUCAUCCUGAAAAAACAUCGUGCUAUUGAGCUGAGCCAGAGUGUUCCCUAUGCAGAUAUUAUAGCUACUGUGGGACCAAUGUUCUAUAAGAUGUGA
Messenger RNA from Mus pahari (shrew mouse), 1773 nucleotides. It is a transcript of the gene Rad21l1, whose product is annotated as RAD21 cohesin complex component like 1. Gene Ontology annotation, biological process: synaptonemal complex assembly; replication-born double-strand break repair via sister chromatid exchange; mitotic sister chromatid cohesion. The transcript is spliced from 14 exons. The record is from RefSeq and is a predicted model, not a curated record. Bases 115 to 1773 code for a protein of 552 amino acids. Gene Ontology annotation, molecular function: protein binding; chromatin binding. Lineage: Eukaryota; Metazoa; Chordata; Mammalia; Rodentia; Muridae. Gene Ontology annotation, cellular component: cohesin complex; synaptonemal complex.